Molecule: messenger RNA, 15818 nt
Organism: Sabethes cyaneus
Lineage: Eukaryota; Metazoa; Arthropoda; Insecta; Diptera; Culicidae
Gene: spri
Product: protein sprint
Exons: 16
Coding region: 711-5630 (1639 amino acids)
Biological process (GO): vesicle-mediated transport; signal transduction
Cellular component (GO): endocytic vesicle; cytosol
Molecular function (GO): guanyl-nucleotide exchange factor activity; small GTPase binding
Source: RefSeq, a predicted model, not a curated record
GAGAAAUUAUGCCACCAAGCGAAAUUGUCUCUAGUUUGCUAGAGUGACAAUUAGUGUGAUGGGCUGCUGCUCUAUACCAUUACCAUCAGGCCAGAAGAGGAAGAGGAGAAGUUUCAUGAAUCAGAGGUCUGUUGGCUAAGUUGAAAGAAGAAUUUGUGUUGGUGUCAAAAAUCACUGGCUAGUGAAUCCGGAACGAAGUGUUUGUGUGAAUCGGUUUUAAUUCAUCAUCUAGAUCGGUGUGUUGUAGGGUCUGCCUACGGAACUAUGUCCAAGUGUUUCUUCAUUUGCGUUUUAAUUCGCUUUAUCUAGCUGUAAGCGGCAAUUGGAAAUUCCAACAGGAAUUGCGGAAGUACGGUGUUGUAAAAAAGGUCCUACCAAGAGAAGAGAAAAAACGUGUAAUAAAUUCUUGCUAUCAAGCUGUGGUUUCUUUAUUUCCCCAGUGCAGCAGCAGUAGGCGCUGUGAUGAUUCAGUGAUGAAACAGAGCGAAACAACUGCGAUCACACGACGUCAGUAAACUGCAGUGUAGUGCAAGGCCUUCUAUGUUUUCCAGCAUGCUGAAAAAGGUGGAUCAGCAGAAGAAGAAUGCGGUGCGGCGGUUGUGUGGUUGAGCGAAAGUGGUUCGGUGAACUGGGAUUAGGCGGAUUGACUUGUCAAGUGGGCUGGUUGGUUGAAGAUUAACAACUACCACUAAAGCUCCGACUGCUUAGAAAUGCAGAACAGUGCUAACGUGUUGCACGAUGUAGUCACUGUUGAUGGUUCUAAUCCCACGGAAAUUAGUUAUAGCAACGAUAUCGAUCGGUCCAGUGCCAGUGCGGCGGAUGUUGGCGGAUGUGUCAGAAAUAAGCAACUGCUCGGCCUGUUCGGUGGUGACAAAAAUAUUCGGCCCGCUUCCUUGCCAAUUAAAAAAUGUUUUAACUAUACAGAGGAUGGUAAUGGUAGUGGUAAAUUGGAUACAGAGUGCGAUUUAAACUCGUCGUCGUCGUCGCGAGAGCUGAAUCAGUCGUCGCAAGUCGCAGAGGCGGCAUUCCUCAGUCCAAGCGAAGGUCAAUUUUGGAAACGCUACGCUGAGGUUUCCAAGUUUCGCAAAGACUACAACGGCGAAGAAUGUUCCACGACAAAGAAUCGUCGAAGGUCAGACACAUCGUUCAUGUUAGCGAAACAGCGAUUAUCUUCGUUCAGUCUCGGUGGUCAGGGAGCGGCUAGUGCGGAGACAAUGGAUGACGAUUUAGCACCCCUUCUGCCCAGCAAGAGAGAACUAUCGCAGGAGGAUCUCUAUCAAUCACAAACCUCAUUGGUGUCGAGUUCCGAGGGAGGAAUCCUGGCGGAAGGUGAAGAAACGUCCAGCGAAUCUCAAGUGUCCGAUAACUCGCGCAGUCCGGCAUGCGUGCUGGGGCUGGUCGAACGGCUGCUACGAACCCAUCCAGUAUGGUUUCUGCCGGGCAUUCAACGUUCCGGAGCCGUUCACCUGCUGCAGGGCAAAGAAGAAGGGAACUUCAUCGUGCGCGGUUCGAGUCAGUCCAAAACGAUGGCCGUUUCCGUACGGCUUCCGGCGGAAUGUGGACCGUACAUCGAGCACUACUUGAUCCAAUCGAACGAAGGCUUACUGAGCCUGGAGAGUUCGAGAUUUAAGUUCGACUCCAUUCCUUCGCUGAUCGCUCACUAUUCGCAGUGCUGUGAUGAACUUCCGGUUCAGUUAUGUCUUCCGAAGGCACUGCGAGAAGCGAAGAAUCGGCAGCAACUGUCGUCUCUGGCUCUGCUGGGCCAGGAAUUUUGGCGCUAUCCGAUGGCAUCGCCCAAACCGAAAACUCUCCUGUCGGCCAAUUCUAGUCAUUUGAACACUCCUUCCGAUGCAACCCACUCGAGUGGCAUCGGACUUACAUUUAAUAAUCGGACCGCUCCGAGUUUCAAUACGUUCGGUCACGAAAGCAAUUCGAAUCUUUUGGCCCCUGGCGAAACGCCAACGGAUACGAUUUCGACCUUGAGUAGCUUCACCGUUGGUCACGGUCAGCAGUUGCUGAGUCCAGAAUCGAUUGACAGUGCAGUCGUGUGUUCGCCAACGGAUCCGAACCAAACGGGAAUCAUUGGAAAGACGAGCACUUUUAAGUCGAGACGGCCACUUCCGUCACCGACGGUGACCACCACUUCGUACGAUGUCGAAAAGCAAAUAGAGAUUUUGAACGCAAAUCUGAUGGCGAAUAACAAUAGUAACACCAGUAGCAGCAGCCAUGAUUCGAAGCUAAACGAAUCGGCCGGUUCGAGCAGUACUCUCGAACGGCAGUUGAAAACUCCGCGGCCUACGCCGCCGAACACGCUGAAUAUAAAACCGAUACGGAGUCCACCAGCGCCUCCGGCGCGUCGCCUAAAGCCACCAAGCAGCAGUGUAAUAAGCACUCCUAACGAUUCCAAUCCAGCAUUUUCCAAUAAUAUCACGGUAACGACAACGGUUACUUUCAGUGUUGACAAUCACACCAAUGCACAAAUCAUCGAACUGGUUUCACCGAACGAGGGAAACUCCAAUUUUACAACGUUUCAGACUACGUCGAAGCGGCUCCCGCCGGACGGUGAGUGUCACAUUCCAUGCACGCUGGCGGCAAAGGCGCAGGAUACCGUUUCCGAUUCCGAUGGUAAUUUCCUGCAGUCGCCAUCGCUCGGGCACCACGGAAAUAACAACAACAAUGGUUUUUCGUUCCGAAAGAACGGCAAAGCGGACGCGAACUCUUCGGCUGUCAUUCACGGCAGCACCCGAACCAGUAGAAGAAGCAAGCGGAAGGAGUCGAAGCACUAUCAGGAAUCGGAUAUCCUUGAGUCACCGUCUGUGUACUGUCGAAGCAAUCUGGGAGAUAAGAUUAGUGAUUACGAAGACAUAUGGACUCAGGAUAACAAUGGCAACACAACCCUCAUUAAGUUGGACAAAAUGUCCACAUUUAAACCAGCUUUGGAAAAACCAGCGGACCUUCUGUCACCAGGUAUGGUUAGCCACGAGCAGUUCAAUCAGCAAUCGCUGACCGAACCCCCGACCCCGUACAACCCCAACUUUCACGAGCACUCGAAGAGCUCGCUGAUGGCUUCGUUCAGCACGGAAAACGUGAUCCAGCUGCGUCAGCACCGAGAUGCGAGCAGCGAUCGCAGUACGCCUACCGAGCUGCAGCACCGCAAUGUACUGAAAACAUUCUCACCCACUCCGACACCGACGGUGCAGGAGAAACCGCUCGUCAAUCCAAUGCUGGAGCCCCGCUACCGGAUGGGACUGUGCUUUCCGAACGUGGUCGUUAACCGGGCCGAGUUUGGCGUGGUUGAUGCUAUCGGAAGCAGCCGUACUGGAACGCCACCGUUGCACAGUGGCAGCACCAGUAAGCAGGAUAGUCCCUUUUACGCCGAUCCCGCUGAUGUGCUGAAUGGAAUCGUUCGAAGAAGCCCGUUCCUUAGAUCGGUCGCCCUUGCCAGCAACCAGAGGCACUCGGAACCACCGAAGCAGCUGCUUUCGUCCGGUUUUGGUGCCCAGUCGCCACUGAUGUGGUCCUCGCCGGAACAGGAUGCCAAACAGAAGAACCAUUUCGCCGCGUCACUGGACGAGCUGCAAAAUGCUCGAAGUGGCACGGCGCAUCCGCUCCGGUACGGUACGGACCGGCUGGCCGAACGCUUCGAGCGUCUUUCGCUGGAGCAGACGGAAAACAACGACUAUGAUAACGACCUGCGCUGGCUGGGCGAGCAAACAAGUAAGCAGCCAGCAGAACCAACGGGCCUGAUGAUGAUGAGUCAAUAUCAGCCGUCUUCGUCGUCGUCGAAGAAUGUGAUAAUGGCAUCAUCCCAGGCAUGCCAGGAAAACAGUAGCAAUAGCAGCAGUAACAAUAGCAACAGCCAAAAUCCUUACCAUCUGAACCGCGCGGUAACGGUUCACCAGAUAAUUGCCAAUCGAUUGCCACAUCUUGAUUUGCCGGAGAUUCCGGCAAAUAAUCAAAACCCCAGCUCGACUGAAGCAGCAAGAGGAGCCGUUGAAAAUGGUGGGGCAGGUACCCUGACCAGAACCCAACGCAAAUCGGCAUAUGAUAAUGUGGAAAAGCAAAACGUCGCUUAUGCUACAUCCCUUCUAAAUAGUGCUCAAUCCGACGAUGGAACCGUAUUCUCCGAACCGUGGGAUAGUUCUCAAUGGGAAAGUUUUCUACCUCAAGACAGCACCAAUGUUGACACGAUGCCCAUGGGCGAGGCGAAUAGCUACCAACCGGGUAGCAAAUUGUGCGGCCAGGAUCGGUACGGAUCGCGAACCGAUCUGACCGGUAGCUACAGCAGCCUUUCGCUGCGGCGGGACGCCCGGGCAGCGACGGCGAAAAAGUACAGCAAUUUGUCGUCGCAAUCGCAGAAGAUUGCUACCAUUUUGCGCUCGAGAAGCUGCCGGGACCGAGAGAUACUCUGCCACCCGCGCAACAAGACCGUCUUCAGCGGACCGGGCGAAAGCAUCGGUAUGUACGCGCUGUCGCUGGCGGACGACACGGAGUCGACGUUUUCCCGCAACAUUUCCAACUUCAUCUUCUGCACCAAGGAGUCGAAGGCCGCACCGCAGGUUGUGAUGCGCAACAUGCGCCAGUUCAUGAGCGGCAUGAAGAACUAUCUGGUCAAGCACGGCGAGGGUGAGUUCGCCAACGAGGUCCAGAAGGCCCGCUCGCAGCUCAAGUCGGACGAAUUUCUCAACCUGGACUCGAUCCUGGAGGAGGUGAUGCACCGGUUGGUGAUCCUACCGCUGCGGGAGCAUCUGUACGGGUUGUUUGUCGAUUACUACACCCAAUCGGGUGACAUUCAGCUGCUGGUGGAGAAGGUGAAACAGACGGCCGGCCGCGGGCCGAUGGUGUUUGGGAUUAAGAACACCGUAACUCCGCCGAGUGCCAGCGCAAUGCGUCAGAUUUCCACCCUCUUCGUGCGGCUGCAGGAAGCGGAACUCCCGCUGGAGAAGCUCGAUCUGCUGCUGACGGCUGUGUCGACUAUUUUCGAGGCGACCAGCUGUGCCAACGGCCAGCAGCUGAGUGCGGAUGAUUUCUUGCCAGUAUUAGUGCUAGUGGUUGCCCACUGCGGCUUCAUUGGAGCCGAAAUUGAGGCCGAGUACAUGUGGGGCCUGAUCCAACCGUCGCUGCUGAGCGGAGAAGCUGGCUACUACCUGACGGCACUGUGCAGUGCCGUUCACGUGCUGAAGAACUUCUCCCUGCAGGAACACGACGGCAUGUCCGGUUCGCUGGAGUGGACAUCGUCAACCCUCCCGGAAUGUUCCUCGGUGCUACGGGUCAUCAUACCGGACGAGUACAACGGCUCGAUUCAAACGCGAACCCUCCCGAUUAGACCGCAUACAACGACGCGAGAAGUUUGUCGGAUCAUUGCCCACAAGGCACGGAUCACCAACGCUCAAGACUAUGGACUGUUUAAGCUAAUCGACGGGGAAGAAACCCUACUUCAGGACAACGAAUGUCCGCAGGACGUGCGCAUGGCCGCCUGCGGUAGGCACUGCAUGAUUGCCUACAAGCGGGUGGACGCGAAAAUCGCCUGGCCUACCGUGAUGCCGCCGACGUCGACGGGCACGACAACGACGUCGACGACGACCACCACAAUGACGACGAUGACGAUGACUGAUACCAAUAAUCAAUAGCGUUAUGAAAAUAGGUUUUUUCAAAAUAUACACUUUAUUUAUUGCAAUUCUACCUAUCGCAGCAGGCUACUACCAGACUAGAGCAAGGUUUCGUACGUAAAAAAAAAAACAAGAAAGAAAAACAAUAGCUGUUUUGAAACUGUGACAAAUAAGCUCCUGAUGCGUUUAUAUAUAUACAGACACCCUCACACACACACACACACACCACACAUAUAUGUAUGUAUGAUUUUUUAUUUUGCUGGCACUAAAAACAAAAACUAAACUGAUAAUUUAAAUAGGUAAGAAUAGCUUUUCACUGCUAGUAGAGCGCAGAUGUAUGACUGCGAAUGACAUUCUGCUCGUAAAAUCAAUCAAUUAAGUUAAGCAAUCUCGUUCGUAUUAGUAUCUAGCUAGAUAGAGAGAGAGAGAGAGUGAGUGGUAUCCAACGGUUGUUUUUGUUGGAUCCAUCCGAUUCCGUUCUCGGUGUGACGACUGAUUUGUACUGUGCUGUACUGUGAAAGCGGCUUCCAAGUUUUAAAUCAAUGAACGCGGCAAACGCGAACGAACGGUAGUGAAGAAGGCAAAAAAAGGUGUGCGAAACGAAAUGGGAAAGUUGCGUUUGUGAAACGGGAACGGAAAUGUUUGGGGGAACUAUUAAAGACAUUUGAAUCGAGUACGGCUUGGUACGUAUCAAAGAAACAGCUGAUUUGUGUGUUGUUAGUGAAAAAUGGCUCUACAUCGACGUCAAAUGUAUUCAAUGGGAAAGGAGUGAAAUAAGUAGUAAAGGUUAGUAUUUUUCAAUGAAAUGAGAUUUUUAAGGGUUUUUUUGUCAUCGUUUCUGUUUAAAUUGAUGAAAAAAGAGCCGAAAUAAAAACUUUAUCUUUACGAACACAUGAAAUGUUCAAUUUGGCUGGAUAGCCAAUGUUUGCCAUUGGUAUUUUAACCAUCUUGUGCACAACUGACAAAGGCGUCGUUACAGCGACAGGCUACCAGUGCCAGCUUCCGUUUUCUCUCUGAUUCAGCUAGACGAGUCUAGUAGGAGUCGGUAACGUAAUCGACGACCUAUAUCGGGAUUACCGAUCCUCGGUGGUCGCCUACCCGGCAUUCUCGUUACAUGUGCUGUGCAUCCCACUGCUGCAUGUCGAGUCUUAUUCGGCUAAAUCUGCAGGUUGAUACCCCUGAGGCCACACUCCAUUUUCCAGCUUACGGCUCUGGACUUCAAUUUUUGAUAGCUUUAGUUUUGAGGGGUCAUUCCCAUAUUUCUCCCCAGUCCCGCACUUAGGGAUGGUUUUACAUCAGGCACGUACCCAGGUGCCACAUGUCCCCUUUUUUCAUAAUGCGGUUUUAUAGUUCGUAAUCAGCAAAUUUAACUGGAACUUUCCUGAAUCGUGGCUCACGAACGGGCGCGGCUUACCCAGCCACUUCGCCUUGCUCAAACCCAUGAAAGUCCUCUUCUUCUGUUUCAUAGCUGACUUCGUUGCUUUCAACGCGUCUAGAGUUGUCCGAAAAUUCUAUCGAUGUCUCGGCAUGCUGCGACUGCUGUUGGUUUUCAUCAGUUAUCUUUUUUAGAUGAGCGAUAUUGUGAUCGAAACGCUUCCCAUUAUGUUGAUCCUCAAUGGUUACUCGUGGGCCAGAGCGUGAUACCACCAGAAACUUCUUUGGGUUGAAAGUUGUUUGAAGUUUGUUUCCCGGUAGCAGGUUGCGCAUCAACACCACAUCUCCAGUAUCAAUUGAUGAUCUUCUUGCCUUGCGUCGUAACUCUUCGUUUUCCUACCCUUUUCCUUUCAAUUCUAGAUCUCUGUCUGCAAAAUUUGUUUGAAGAGGGGUGGUCUCGAUGUCUUCUAUUGCUGGUAUCUUUGAGCGAAUUGUCCGAUCAUAUAUGAGCUCAGUUGGUGUACGACCAGUGGUGGAAUGUGGAGUAGUAUGAGCAGCUAAUCAUGGAGAUCCCGCUUUGUAGUCUUUAAUAUUGAAAUAUUUUGGCGUUCAACGAGCCCAUUUUCUUGUGGCCAGUAUGGUAUCGAAUGGUUUAAGUUGAUUCCGUGGGCUUUAGUAUACUCUUCUAGUUCUACUCCUACAAAUUGCUUGGCAUUGUCAAGCGUGAUGGUUCUUGGGUAACCCAGUCGAAUGAAAAUAUUGUCAAGCCUGGCCAGUGUUUCCUGUGCUCAUCGAUUGUUUUACUAAUUGCAAGACACUAUCAGAUAGCACUGAUUCCUCCAGUUCCUGGACAUCAACCGCCGCAGCUUCCAUUACUGCCAAAACCGUAAACUUAUUUUAGGCGUCAAAAUCUUCUACGGUGCUUUUCUGAACCAAACGCGAUAAAGGGUCGGCGAUGUUGUUAAUUCCCUUACGAUACUUACGAUACUCCUCUACCACAAACGAAAAAGAUUGAAGGCGGAGCACCCACCUCUCUAUUCGUGCACAUGGUUUCGAAGUUGGUUUAAAAAUCACCUCAAGAGGUUUGUGAUCAGUUUCUAGUUCAAAUUUUCGCCCUAGAAGAUAUGGAGAAAACCGUUCAACUGCCCAAACCAAUGUAAGCGCUUCCUUUUCGGUUUGUACCGACGUUCUGUUUGUGUGAGACACUUACUAACGAUCGUUAUCGGUGUGGUCAGCAAACUGUACGAGAACAGCGCCUAGAGCAACUGGAGAGGCGUCUGCAAUAACACGUGUACGUAACGAAUUGUCAAAGAACCUCAAAAACUUCACAUUUGCGAUCAUCUGCUUCAAUUUUGAGAAGGAUUAUUGCUGGUCUUUACCCCACGUAAAUUUUGUGCUAGAACAUGUUAGCGCACGAAGUGGUGCCGAAACUGUGCCAAGAUUUGGUAGAAAACGCCCGAUGUAUGUCACAAGCCCUAAGAAACUCCGCACUUCUUGUGGAUUAGAGGGCGUACGGAAAUUCUGAAGCGCAUCAACCUUGCUAGUUGAUGGUUCGAUUCCUUGUGAAGAAACAACAUGGCUCAAGAAUUCUAUUUUCUGUACCUUAAACAUACACUCCAAAUUCAUUUAAGGUGGAUAGUGUUGCUUUGAGGGCUUCGUCAUGUACUAACUCCGUUGCGCCGAAAACCAAAAUGUCAUCAAUAAAAUUGACCGUGUUUUUACUACAUCUGCUUAGUAUCUGCUCGAGUAUUCGCUGGAAAAUUUCCGGAGCUAUGACGAUACCAUACAUUAGUUUCUUGUACCGAAAAAGUCCAAUGUGUGUAAUGAAUGUCGUCAUGUAUCGACUCUCUUCAAGCUCUACUUGAUGGAAAGCUUCCUUUAUGUCGAGUCUGCUGAAAAAUUUAGCCGAUGUAAACCGGGGAAGAAAGUCUUCUAUAGCGGGCAUUUCGUUUCUGUUCACGAAAUUAACACCGUAUGUACUGGGCAAACCCACAAAAAGCAUACGUAAAUCAGUGGCGGUUGCUCUACCCAACAAGCAUUGUAUAACAUAAAAUGUGGCAACCUGAAAAAUUCACACUCAGUUUUCACUACCCUGAUUAUUAGUAUGUACAAUUUACCUUUUCCAUAAGUUUACCAACGUCUUAAACUUCUACGGUUGAUUGAAACACAUCAAGCACUUUCAAAGGCUUUGCUUCUUUCCCAUAUGGCAAGAAAGUUUCGUCGCACUGUUUUCGUUGGUCCCAUAUUUGAACACCGUUUGCGUUUAGGUUGCUCCAAGUUUUUUCGUCUAUCGAAUUUUUCUUACAUCCCGAGUCCACUAACGUUUGAAUCAGCACACCUCUCAGUUUCACUUGGAACAGCUCGUCACCAUCGCCGAUGUUGAAAAUGAAGUUUUGCUCUCUUGAGUCAACUGGCUGUACACUCUGGUUUUGUAUCUCACGUACACGCUUCGAUUUGGAGCGUUUAUUGCGUUCAGUUUCAAUAUCUUCGAAUCUCCUCUUCAGUGGUCUGACUGUACGACAUUGCGUCCAUCAGUUGAGCUUGCUGUUUAACAGAUUUGUUAGAGGUUACAGGAUGCGAGACCGCAUCGAUUUGCAAAGUGUCGUUGCAACAAUUGUUUCUUCAAAUCGUUUGAGGCAAACAAAAUUAUUUUGUCGAUGACACUGAUCGAACGGCUUUCUUAUGCGGUUUUUCCGAAGUCGCAUUUACUUGCCUUUUCUUGGCAACGUAGCAUACACUUACCGAGGGUCUUGUCCGAAUUCGGUUUUAAUGUCCAGAAUAAAUUUCGUUCAAACGUACCGGGGCUGGUACCGAAUGGCCGAAUCACGAAUGGCCGAAAUCCAAACGGCCGAAUUCCAACAACAGUCACAGAAGACCGAAUCAUGAAAGGCCGAAUCACGAAAGGCCGAAUCACGAAAUGCCAAAUUUUCCCGGAAUGCCCAAAUCAUCAAAAAUUUUAUUGCUCAUUUUGUUAGACCUUACACAUUUUGUAUAAAUUUUUACAUCUAUUUCUCUCCGCGAAUUUGAAACAUCUCCUCGAAAAACCUUUAAAAUCUUCCGCUCUAUUGCCUUUUGUUCCACUCGCAGCUCUGCGAUGAUCAGCGUCAAUGAUAGGUGAAGGAAAAAAGCUUUUCGUAAAAUUUUGUACCUUAGAUCCAGAAAAACAAGACAUACUCUGCGUCUAAUUUUUUGGUGUUGGUAGAUAGAUGAUUGAUAGUUUCUUCCCCUAAGCGCGAAUGAUUUACGUUUAUUAUAGGGUGCGAGGCAUAUGCCCAACAUUUGUGCAGGCUGAAGGUCAUGAUUAUUUUCGGCCGAAUAUGACGUUCGGCCAUUCGUGUUUCAGCCUUUUGUGAUUCGGCCGUUCGUGAUUCGGCCCUUAGAUAUAUUAUGCCAUUUGUUAUUUCGGCCAUGUGUGUAUCGGUCAUUAGUAGGUAAUCCACGUACCGUGUUGCUUAGGAGCGAAAUAAGAAUCAAGUUUGUCUAUUGUCACUACGUACGGAUCGAUUCCUUUUUCAGUAUCUUCCGCUACGUCUGCUCCUGGAAUGGAUGCAAAUACAGAGUGCUCCACCUUUUAUGUCGGUAUGAAAACAUUGAAUAACUUUAAGAAAAAACAACCGAUUUUUAUUAGUAAUGCAUUUUUAUUUAGUUUUUUGGUUCCUUAAAAUUUUCUUGGUUUAGUUUUUGAAAACAAUAUCAAUUAAGCGACCACCUUUAUUAGAAAUUACAAAUUGACUCCUUUUUUCCGCGUUUUCCAUUACCUUUUUGAGCAUCUCGGGUGUUAAAGCGUCGAUUUCCGUACGAAUGUUUGCCUUAAGCUCGUCAAUAGUUUUUGGCUGGUUGGCGUAAACUUUGCUUUUCAGAUAACCCCACAAAAAGAAGUCCCGGGGGGGUUAAAUCAGGUGAUCUGGGUGGCCAGUCAACAUCGCCUCUUUUUGACACCAGACGUCCCGGAAAUUUUCGUUGCGGAAAUUGAAUUGUUGAAUUCGCAGUGUGGCAUGGUGCACCGUCCUGUUGAAACCAGUAACCUUCUAGACCUUUUUCGCGCAUUCGUGGGCAAACAUAAUGAGCCAACAUCCACCGAUAUCGAUUUCCAUCGACAGUUUCAUUUUCUUUGAAAAAAUAUGGACCAAUGAUGGGUUUUGGCGCAAAUCCCGGCCCACAAAGUUAUUUUCCGGUCAUGGAAGGGCAUUUCGUGAAUCUCGUGAGGAUUCCCCAAAUGCGGCAGUUUUGCUUUAUGACACCGCCAGAGAGGUUGAAAUUGGCCUCGUCAGUCAUCAAAAGGGUAUUCCAAAAAUUACGCUCAGCGUCAACCAUUCGAGCGACUGUUUGGCAGAAUUUCAGCGCGUUCUUUCGGUAUGAAGCGAUACAUGGCGAAAAUUGUACUGAAAUGACGUUUCCUAAACAUAUCUAAUGAAAGAAAUCGGUUGGGAAAUGUGAAAGUUAUACAGCGUUUACAUACCGACAUAAAAGGUAGAGCACCCUGUACUUCCUGGAGAUCAGAACCAGGGAUUCUUUUCCUUAAUAUCGUCUUGCCCUUUUGUAGUAGUACAGGAAAAAUUCCAUCCCUGCCUGGUGAUUUGAAGGGUUCAAAGGUGCCAAUCGCCCAUUCAACCUUGCUUCUAGUAAAAAUUUUUUUUGGCCAAAGUACAGGCAUCAUCCCUGUUUCUAUCUAUCCCAGUCAUUCCAUUCACUAUUUCAGGAAUAUCUGUCCUUGUUUCAAGAGCUACAGUUCUCGAUGCUGGUGUACCUUGGUUUUCACAAGAGAUAAUCACCCUUAUUCUUGUUUUCCUUCGAAUGAUAUUCGUUCGAAAGUUCAGCCGAUCCGUAUUCUUGUUUUCGUUCGAAUCAAUUCGAACGCCCCUUCCUUUUGUUCAUUCGAAUAUGAGAAUAGUGCUUCCCGAUUCGUUCGAAACAAACUAUUCGUACGAAUGCAGGAUACGGCCGUAAACAAGAAUAAAGGUGAAUGAUGGAACUUGGAAAGUGGGUGCUCAUCAUUAACUCUAACGUUUCAUUUAUAGAGUUGGUAAAAGUGUAGCUCCGCGAAAGAGGAGUAUGUAGACUAAACCGGAACUUUGUUUUCAGUAAAUGUGUUUUAUUCAGAAUUGGAGUUAAACUAAAGAAAAAUUACAACUUUUCUUAUCGACUACCUUAAACUUCUAGCUGUUCGGUUGGAAAUGAAUUUUACUGUCACAUUUAAUGUAGAACAACCUGAACCUGAACCUGAACCUUAUCUGUACCGAAUUUAACUAACUCCUAACACGAAUUCAACUCCCUUAAAACACGAACCUAAUUUUAUCUCUACCAUGAAUUUAACUCCCUACAUCUUUCAACACGAAUCUAACUCCCUUGCCCGCGGUGUUGUCGCCGGUAUUUAUCAUUUAUCGGUAUUUAGAGCCAACCUCUUUUUACAAGGUACCUAGCCCAUUUUAGUGAUUUUUAGCAAGAAUUUUCUGCAAUCUGGCAGUCGAUGAGUAUUUUCUAUGUUUUCACACGCAUGCUUCCAGUGAAUUCUCUUUGAUCUCCGAAUUUCCCUAUUAUAGGCAGUCAGGGCUUGUUUAUAUGUCUUCCACUGUUGUGUCUGUUUGGCCCGGUUGAAUAACUUCCGGGUCUUUCUCCGUGAUUUCUCUAAAGUUUUGUUCCACCAAGGCACAUCUCUGAUGUUCGUAGAGCGUUCCUUUGCGGAACAGCUUUCGAGGUAGGCUUGUUGAAUCAGGCUAGAAACUUGCUUUGAAUUUUCUUCAAGUUCGUUUUGCGUUUUUGAGCAAUCUUUCAAGCUCUUGACUCCAUCCUUAAGUUUUAAAUUAUACUGUUCCCAGUUUGUUUUCCUGGGAUCUCUUAUGAUUUCAGUAUGUUAUUGAUUAGUCUCAUAAUCGAAUAUUAUCUGCUUAUGAUCGGACAAGGAUUUUUCGUCCGAUACAUGCCAGUUUUUUAUUUUAUCAGUCACCGUCGGACUGCACAAAGUUAGAUCAAGUACCUCUUGUCUUAUUGCAUUUACAAAUGUUGGCUUGUUCCCUUUGUUACAUAUAUCUAUUUCAUGCGAUCAUAUGAAAUCUAAGACACUCAACUCUUUUGUUGGUAUCUGUGCUGGCCCACACGGUAUGGUGGGCGUUUGCAUCACAUCCAAUUACGAAUGCUUUGUUAUGUUUCAACCUCUGGAGAAGGUACUUCUCCCACGUUUCCUGGAUGCCAGGUAUUAGUUUGAAUGUAAUUCGCAUCAAAGUUGGUUCUAAUACCUAUGUCGGGACAGUAGACGAUGAUCCGCCGUAGACGAAUGCCACCAUAUUGAUAGUACACUUGUGAGUGCUUACUUCAUUUCACGUCAUGGUCGCAAGCUCAUAACAGUGAUAAUUUAGGACAAGCUUGCAAAAAAUCAGUAAAAUUCAAGACUUUUUAAGAAAAAUUCGCACGCGUUGAUUCUCGCGAUACAAGUCCAAACGAAACAUUACACCGAAGUUACCAUAAUCAGCAUGUCACCUGCCAUCAGAUUGAUAGCCCAGAGAAGUUCAACGCAUUUAGGAACUUUUGAAAGAAAGGAAAAGUGGGUUAGAUAAAAUCAAGUUUAACCCAACAAACAUUUCUGUUGAAUAAUAGCUUAACAAGCGCUUGCUUACUGGAUAUUAGCUGUAUAAUGGAUGAACAAGCUUCUCUUUGAAAAAAAAAAUGUUUGUUGGGAAGUUUUUAAAGCAUCUAUCCAGCCUUGCCAAACAAUGUUUCAAAACAAAAAUGUUAAAUUUUUUACAAAAAUAAUUAGCCCUAAACUGAUUAUACAAUACCCACCUUGUAUUGUGAAAUUUUAUGUCGCAAAAGAAUUUUCUCAAGUUGUGGCUCUCAUUUGAAGUUUUUCGACGCUUUCCUCGUGAUUUUACUUCCAAUCGAAGUAUUUUCAUUUUCUAAAAUCAAAUCCAUUGUGCAAAGUGAACGAAAACGCCAUACAGGAACUGCUGUACUGUUCAGCAGCUUCACCCCAAAAAGUGGAACUCUUCAGAAUCACUUACGUGCAUAAUUAAUUACGAUUAUUUUAACUCAUCACACAGAUUUGGUUCACCAUUUAACCUGAUUUCCUAGUUUCGCAUUUCCCGGAAUGAAAAUGUUUCUGACAGCUAAUCACAUGCAGCCGAAUUCUCACCUCACAGGUUGCUUUGAUGUGUACACGUGGAAAGACAGAAAGCUAUUUAAACUUACCCCUUCAGAAUCUCGCCGUCUUGCAAACAUUUCUGUUCCCGUUUUACUCCUUCCUAUACGCACGAACCGAAAGCCAUCGUUUUUGCUCCGAAGGGGGCCAUACCGCAAACGGAAGCAACUUGUAUCAAUUUCUCAUUCAUCAUAUAACCAAUUCACAAAACAUUGUUAAUCAUAAAGUACUUACUUGAACAACGUGUAGAACGCCACUUGAUGUAAAUAAUUUUAACCUUUUACACUAAUUCUCCUUUCCGGGUUGAACCUCCUGCCAGUCCCAUAUUGUUGCCGUUGCCGGUACAGAAUAAAAUCGAACAAAUUGUUUAAAGGUUACGUUUAGUAGUUCCAUCCUCUGUUUUUUUUCGUGUUUUAACUCUUUGUAUUUGUCAUAAAAUGACCAACCGUAGCGUUAUAUGUUGCCAAAAAAAUUUGAUAGAAAAACAAAAACGGCUCGUUUAACUAAUAAGAGACCUUUUUCUUAAAUACUAAUAAGCUCUUACCUUCUAUAUAAGUGAACUGUGCAUCAGACAAUCUAAUAAGAGAAAAAUGGAGAAAUCGAAACAGUAUCGAUGUUUUGUGAUCGCAACUACUAUGUUACUAAACGAAAAAGAAUAAUAAUAAUUAUCGUGUGUGUAAUUCAUCCAACUCUGGACCAAGUCAGCCCCACGUUUCUUCCCAUGUUGAAUCUGUUUUACAGCGAAAACACAGAGAAAAAAAUAAGAAAUAUUUAGUUACUACCCUAGUCAGAAGAUCGUUUAUUUUAAUUUUGGCUUGCUAUACAUAUAUUUAUCGACUUUGUUAAACGUUUGUUGAUACGUAGUCCAUUUUACCCCAUAAUUAGUUGAUAUGCGGUCUCUUCCCCAGCAAUAAGCAGCAGCAGACGGCAAACUUUCGAAAUCUAAUUUCAUGAAAAAAAACUAUCAACCAAUCAACCAACCUAAUCGAUUCUAUGCAUUUUUGCCAAAUCGCUAAUAUUUAUCUAACAUUUUACUUACAAUCAUAUAAUAGAGACAUUCUCUCUCAGACGGUGUGUCUUUUGUCUUACGUAACGCGUGCAUUUUAAAACUAGAUAUUCCACUACUACACUAGUUUUUUAACAUUUCAUACAAAAAAAAAAAAAACAAACCUCCGUAUAUUUGCUCAUCACACAAACGAAAGGAACUAAAUUGAACAACUCAAUGCUCACACUUUUACCAGGCAAAAAACAAGAAGGUAAAUUAAAAAAAACAUUAACGAACACAAUAAACAUCUCUGCUCCAUUCGGUCGGCGGAGACUGACUCCUGUCGUAUUUUUGAUACCAAACAAAACACAUUCAAGCUCUAAUUCUAGCGUUUUCGACUUUCAAAAGUGACCAGUAUUAAUCGAAUAAUAAACUAAACAACAGCCGAGCAGAGCAGAGCAAAUUUGGUUUGGACUGAGAUAGCUAAACUCUUACUUCUUGGAACAACACAAAAAAAAACAACCUAGCAAAAAACAAAACUAAACUAACAUCAAUCUUGCCAAAUGAGAAAAAAAGAACAAAAAAAAAAUGAUAAUGAUAAAAAAGUAAUAUUAUUGAAAAAUAUUAUAAACAAGUUUUUGGAUGCAUCUAUUUUUACAUGAUAAUAAUCACACUAUGUAAGCUCAAUCAGUAAUAAAGAAAGCAAAAGGAGAAAGCA